UUGAAACCUCUAUCUGUGGCAAUAAUGUGCUACUUCUGCAUUUAGCGUUUGGUGAACUCCAGUCCCACUGAAACAAUGGGUUAGAAAACCCUCCAUCGACUUUGCCAAGCACAGACUCUCGUUUCAAAACCAAACUGACUAAAUCCUUUACAUAAGCCAUAAUUAAUGGUGCAAUGAUUGAGUCCAACAUGAGUCGGGGUUGCGCGUGGUGCGCUGCAGGAGGUGACGGGACCAGCGCGCAUUUGGAUGAGAAUCACUCAGAACACAGUCUGAGCCCGACGGGACACUUGGUGGUCGCGGUGUGCCUUGGAUUCAUCGGGACUUUCGGGUUUCUCAACAACACGCUCGUUCUCAUUCUGUUCUGUCGCUACAAAGUGCUGCGCUCGCCAAUGAACUAUCUUCUGGUGAGCAUCGCAGUGAGUGAUCUGCUGGUGUGCGUCCUCGGCACUCCGUUCAGCUUCGCCGCUAGUACGCAGGGACGGUGGCUCAUCGGACGCGCGGGAUGCGUGUGGUAUGGCUUCAUAAACUCAUGUCUGGGCGUCGUGUCUCUAAUCUCGCUGGCGGUGCUUUCUUACGAGCGCUACUGCACCAUGAUGGGGGCCACGCAGGCCGACUCUACCAAUUACAAAAAGGUGGCCAUGGGUAUUGCCUUCUCCUGGAUAUAUUCCAUGGUUUGGACUCUUCCUCCACUGUUUGGAUGGAGCUGCUACGGUCCGGAGGGUCCCGGCACCACGUGCAGUGUCAACUGGGCCGCCAGGACGGCCAACAACGUGUCUUACAUUAUCUGUCUGUUUUUCUUCUGCCUUAUUCUCCCUUUUAUCGUGAUUGUCUACAGCUAUGGAAGACUCCUCCAGGCUAUCACACAGGUGAGCCGGAUCAAUACGGUGGUGAGUCGUAAACGGGAGCAGCGUGUGCUCUUCAUGGUGAUCACAAUGGUGGUGUGUUACCUGUUGUGUUGGCUGCCCUAUGGGAUUAUGGCCCUGCUAGCCGCGUUUGGGCGGCCCGGCCUGGUCACACCAGCGGCCAGCAUUGUUCCUUCUGUGUUAGCCAAGACUAGCACCGUCAUAAACCCCAUCAUCUACAUCUUCAUGAACAAACAGGUUGAAAUUCGAUUUUUGAAUCCCAGUUUUUCAAUGUUUUUCAAAAGCCACGGUUCCAGAAACAAGGAGAAUUUUAAAAGCGGAUUAGUUCCUCUCUCCUGAGGGAGCAAUUCAUGACAAGCCAUUCAUCUACUGAACACUUGCAUGAAAUCUUUUUGCAAUCUGAAGGUGGUAUAGAGUCAUGGCCACACAAACAUUUCCCUAUUUUAUUCUGAUGGGUGUUCUUAGAGCAAAAAAAAAAAAUUGCUUUGUCAAUGUUUUAAGAUUAAAAUAAGUGUUUCCGUUUCAGAAAUGGAGUUGCUGAACCUUUGUGACCAAUACUUGCACCUCUGCAUUUUAGUAUAAAACUCUCUUCAAAAGUUUGGCUGAAUUUGUCAAUUUAAUGGUGAAGGUUGUUUUGUGAGGAUGUGGUAAAUCUCUCACACACAUCAACAGAACACCUUCUCUUGGAAAAUGUGUUUUUCUCCUCUGAGACCUCUGAGACGGUUAUGAUUAAUUGCAAUAAACCUUUAUCUAUAAUGAAAAGUGCAGCAUAAGAACACAGAGCUCUUUGUUUCCAUCAGACCUGAUGGUCAAAGCCUACAGGCUGUUUCUUCUGGGUGUGUGAUCUGCGUGCGUAGGGAUGUAGAGGUAUAUACACAGAUGCUCAGCGAGGGAUUGGCACCCUAAAUGAGGCAUAUCAUUCAGAUAAUCGCUGCCUGCAUGCCUGCCGAGAGGUCCUACCUCUACUAAUGAAUUCUGUGCACAGAGAGCUUUCAAUUUGCAAACAACCCAGUCCACAUUAGAGGAGACAUAGCAUCAGCUGUUGUCACAGGGCUGAUGAUUCCCACGUUGCUAUUUUAUUAUUCCUGCUGUCUGUACAGUUGCAAAUCCAGCAGAGAAUGGGAGAAAUGAGCUUGUGCAAUCAAGUGAACAUUCAGGCAUCGUUUUGUUUGUCUUUUUGACUCAUUAUGUGAAUUUCCUUCUCUUAAAGAGGAAACUCAUGUUGUUCCAAACCCAUUUGACAUUCUUCUGUGGAUCACAAAAGAAGAUAUUUUAUAGAAAGCU
Messenger RNA from Pimephales promelas (fathead minnow), 2147 nucleotides. It is a transcript of the gene tmtopsb, whose product is annotated as teleost multiple tissue opsin b. Gene Ontology annotation, cellular component: membrane. NCBI's taxonomy places the organism in Eukaryota, Metazoa, Chordata, Actinopteri, Cypriniformes, Leuciscidae. Gene Ontology annotation, molecular function: G protein-coupled receptor activity. Gene Ontology annotation, biological process: G protein-coupled receptor signaling pathway; visual perception. The record is from RefSeq and is a predicted model, not a curated record.